UUCAGUAUUAUAAACACAUACAGUUUUUGUUAUAGUUAUAAAGAAAAGCCGCAGUGUAAGAACUCCAGUGAUGGACAUCCGAUCGAUUGGCCACAGUUGAACCGGAUAGAUCAUGGAAGAUCUCCGGCUAUGGUUCCUGGAGAGCCGGAUCCGGAUGCUCUGGCCGGGUGUGUCGGACAAGUCCUGGGUGGACUUCAUUGUCGAGGAAUCCGGGAAGAACAAGAAGGUGCUCAAGGAGUUCUUUGACUGUGAGACUAGGGAGAAGGUGAUAUAUCUGGUCCGAUCCAGUAGUCUAGUUGAAGUUCAAAUUGAUGAUGAUUUGGAGGACAAUACAAGUGAUGCAGACACUCCACAACCACCAAGAACUGAAUUGGUAACUUUGGUGAAGAUUCAUUUGUCUACAGAAAUACCAACAGGUUUGCAUCCACACAAGAUAGAUUUAAUUCUGAUCUACAAACUUCAGCCUGUCAAGAUUCCUCUCCCUGCUACUAAGAAAGAUGGCAGAAUGGAGAUGUACAAGUACAUGAAUGUUCUUCUCGUGGAUCAGGACCCUGCUGUUAUACUUGCUGCUCACCUCAACAAGAGAGGGAAUAAGUAUGAACAAGAUCUUCUCAAUUUAAUCAGAAAAAUCUCAAUUUGUCACACAUCAGCCAACAGAUUACCAGUUCCAAAUAUACCAGAGCUUUUCCAGAUUCCCUUCGAACCAGAACUUCUGGUCAAAAAUGAGAUGAUAGUGCAGACUUUAAGGGAAUCUUGUAUUGGUUGGACCAAAACUAUAAAUGAUGCAUUGAAUCACCUACCCAAGAUUGAGAUACUGAAAACUGUUGGACCAUUAGAGUACCCCAAGGUUCAGAUUGAGUUCUGGAGGGGAAGACAAAAUGAUUUGAUUAAACUUAUUGAAGAUUUUACUUUUCCCGCAUUUGAAAGAUCAUUGGCAAUACUGGAUGAAGCAAAUAUUAUUGAAGUAAAGGAAUUGAAGAUAGAGAUGAAUGAGACAAAUUCACUUUUAGUAGAGGCUAAGGAUCAUGUGAAGUUCUUAGGAACUAUUGAAGAUUCGCUAGAAUUCAUUAGAACAACAAACAAUUUCCAUGAACUCAUAGGACUGUUACCAGGGGUUGCUGUUUCCCUCAGGAACAUUUGGCUUCUCUCAAAGUUUUUUGCAACUGAUAAGAAAAUUCAUGGCAUCAUCCUGAUGAUAUCAAAACUUAUUAAUCAACGAAUAAUUGAGACUAUUAAGCUUUCUGAGCUAGUUUAUCCAGAUAACCUUAAAGUUACUGUAGAGCUCUGUGUUAAGAUACUUGAAACAUGGAGAAAAAGUUUCCUGAAGGUAAGAAUGGACAUAGAAGAGUCAAGGAAGGAGGCAAGAUGGGAAUUUGAAAUUAAUGAUUUGUUCUGUGACACUGAUCAUAUCACUAUUAUUUGCAAAGAUAUCUUGAUUGUUUGUCAAGUCCUCAUUGAGUUGAAGAACAGCUUUCUUCCUGAACUUCAAGAGAUUACGUUAAGACCAAAUCAUUUACAAACGGCUAUAGACAAAGUUAAAUCCUUAACGGAAUGUCUAUUUUCAAUAAAAUUUGUGCCCUUUGAUAUCAAGACCAAUCAUCAUUGGGGAACACUAAUGUCUUGGUUUCAAAGAGAAGUACUCUUUCUAGAAGCAGAAUCAGGAAAGAUUAUUGAAGAGACAUUUGAUUACAUUAUCAAAUCUGAUUUGGCAGCCAAGAAACUAAGCAAGCUCAAGCAGUUACCUUUGAGGACUGUUAUCCGAGCAAAGUACAUGAAGAAAGUCAACUCCAUAAUAUCUAAAUUCAAAAAUGAAAUUGAAGAAGCUAAGAGAUUAUUUGAAUCUAAUGCAGAUAGUCCUCCAAUAGCCAAUAAUCUGCCGCCAAUAUCUGGUUCUAUAUUUUGGUCAAAAGAAAUAAGCCAAGCUCUGAAAUCUACAUUUCAGGAAUUAUCAGAGCUUAAGGAAGUUCUUGAAUGCCCAAGUUGGCUACCUACAAAGGAAAACCUGGACAUGGUGCUAGAAACUUUGAAAGCAUAUGAGCUGAAAAAAUAUUCCAACUGGAGUAGCAGAGUGAAUGAAAUUCUUGAUAAAAACUUAAGCAGAAAUCUAAUAAGAAGGGAGAAUGACAAUGAAAGUAUUAGUAGAUUUUCAGUCGAUUUUACUUCUGACCUUUCAGACACUUUUGCAGAGGUUAUUAAUAUGGAAAAAUUAGGAUAUAAGGUGCCAGAGGUAGCCAAGAACAUGUCAUUGCAGGAAGCUAAGCUUAAUGACAUAUCAGAGCAACUAACACAAAUGUUAUCUCACUAUCAUCAAGUUAUAGAUUCAGUAGAUGGAGCAGACAAAGAACUAAUACUGGAAAAUCUAAAGAAUAUGGAGAAAGGACUGAAUCCAGGACUGAUUAGACUAACAUGGAAUUCAUUGGGGAUUUCAGACUACAUAUCUCAAAGUGAGAUUAUAAUUUGUAGAACUGAAUCUACCAUUCGUCAAAUCCUGGCAAUUAAAGGGAAGAUUGAAGAAAACAUUAACAAUAUUAUGUCUGCCAGGAUGUUUUGCCAAUUCCAAAAUUGUGACACCAAGAGCUUAAAGAGGUUUGAGGAGUUUCACUCAACAAUCUUAACUGUACAAAAAGAUACCAUGAAGAAGUUAAUUGGGUUCUAUGAGGAUAUCUGUCCCCUGUUAAUGAAAGUUGAAGAAGUUCUUGUAAGUUCAAGAACAAAGAAGCAUCCAAGGAUGAAAAACUACUUUUCCUACUGGGAAGGAGUAAUUUAUGAAACUUUAAAACACAUGCUAAAGGUCAACUUAGAAGAUUUUUUAGAUUUAAUGGAAUCCAAAGAGCCUUUAUUUAAUGUUGAGGUGGUGCUAUUAAACAAGAAUGUGGCAUUGGAACCAUCUGAGCAAGUUAUUUUAAAAGGUAUUAUCACAUUUAUAAAAUGCCUUUUAGAUGGAACUCAAAUGUUCAUUCGUUGGGGUCAUGGAACAUGUAUUCCUGUAACUGAAGCAAGAGUUAAAGGUAAAAUCAGACCUAUUCACCCAUCAUUUUUUGAUGAUAUUAUAAGAAUUCCUGACAUCAUUGAAAGAGUAGAAAAGGUUCAGCAAAGCAUAGUUAGUUCUCUUGAAAAUGUUAAGAUAUAUCUGUCCUCUUGGAGAAGUUUUAAAAACUUGUGGAAAUUUGACAAAAAUAACACAUGCAUCAAAUUUCUUGAGAGAACCCCAAGCUGUGUUGAUUUUGAUGCAAAGUUGUUGUUCUAUUCCUUACUUGAACGCCAAAUUCAAGAGCGUGAAUUUAUAUCCAACUUUAAAUGCAUCCAACUGUCAUUAAAGCCGAUUAAAAUUACUCUUCUAAAUGAAACUAAGGAGUGGUCAAACUGUUUGGGUACACUUCUAGAACAAACAGCAAAGGAGGAAUUGACUAAACUUCAAUCCAGUUUGGAUAACCUUAUGAAUAAAUUGAUCUACCCCAAGAAUGGGGAAGAGCUGGAAAAUGUUCUCCGUGCUAUUUCCUCAAUUUGGAAGAUGUCCUUAUCAGUUGAAAUGAGUUAUAAGGAAAUAGAGGAAAAAUAUCGGACACUGCAAAUGUAUGGUAUCCAAAUAGAGGAGACUCAAAUUAAAGCUGCACAAAAUUUGCCCCACCUGUGGAAUAAAAUAUUUCAUAAGUCAAAAGAAGUUCAUUUCAGAGUUACGCCCAUGAAGCAGAAGUACACAGAAAUAACCAAAAUGAAGAUCAGAAAAUUUAAGAGUGUUGUUAAUAAUCUUUACUCAAAUUUCAAACAAUCUGGACCGACUAGUGUUGGUUCCAAUCUGGACCAAGGUUUGCUCCUUUUAACAAAGUAUCAAGUUGACUUUAAAGAAGCUUGCUUUAAAGCUGAAGAGUUAAAUGAACAAGAGAAGCUAUAUGUCCUGCCACUCACCAACUUUGAAGUCUUGCAGUCUUUCAGGACUGACAUUGAAACACUUGAUGAGAUAUAUGUUUUGUACAAAAAGUUUUCUAAACUUGAAGACAAGUGGAAAAAACUUAAGUGGAAGAAACUUGAUUUGGAUUUUGUGAAAAAGGAUAUUCUCAAGAGUUCUAAUGAUUUAGUAAAGCUUCAGGAAUCUUUCCCUGAUCAACCACCACUAAUUGAAAUUGAGAAACGGGUAAAUCAAGCACUUCAUUUGUUUGAAAUUUUGAAAAAAUUGAAGGAGUCAAAAUUAAGAUCACGACAUUGGAAAGAAAUAUCACGAGUUACAAACGUACACAUUGAAGAAGAUAUCAACUUCAGCAUCUCACACUUUUGGAACUUUAACUUUCAAAAUCUUGAGUGUGACAUUGAUAGAGUUAUCAAUCAAGCUUCUCAUGAGAGAAAAAUUGAAUCUGAAAUUCAAGAGUUCAAAGAAUUGUGGGAAAGUGCAAAGUUUUCUCUUCAUCGUGAAUGCUGGCUGAAAGAUGGAGAUCAAUUCUAUAUCUUAGGAGAUGUUACUGGAAUUCUUGACGAUUUAAUACUGCAUCAAGGUCAAUUGGAUCAAAUGAUAAAAUCAGUUUAUUCUGCUCAUUUCUCAAAAGAAAUUGCAUUCUGGAAAACAAAUUUGACCACUAUAGAAAGGGUAGUUCAGGAGUGGAUUCAAGUUCAAGAAUGCUGGAUCAAAAUUUCAAAAGCUUUAGCUGUGAAAGGGUUCCGGGAUUCUUUAACAGAUCCAAACUCAUUUGAAGAUAUAAGCAAAAGAUUUGUUCGUAUUAUGGUUGAAACUGCAAAGAAACCAACAGUCAAAGAUAUCUGUCUUUCAAAUGGAUUCUUGUCUACCAUCCAAAUGAUAAAAAAUGAAUUAGAGGAAUUUCAAAAGGAUUUGGUUAGUGCAUUUGAUCUUAAAAGAAAAGAGUUUCCUAGAUUCUUCUUUCUUUCAGACGAUGAGCUGAUUACAGUUCUUGGAGGAAAUAUAAGAGAGUUGGAGGUUCAGGAAAUAAUCAGUAAUCUCUUUCAAAACUUGAGCAAUAUCAAACCAAAUGAUUUAGGAAUUGUAGAAGCCCUUUUAACUCAAGAUGAUGAAGAUCUCCCUCUGAUAAAAAGUGUAAAUGUUGACAACCAUCCAGUGGAAGUUUGGCUUUCAACUUUGGUUGAGGAAGCAAAGGUUAGUAUGAAGCUAAUGGUUCGCCUUGCCCUACAGGACUGUAGCUUUAACAGCACUGAAUUCAUUACUUCAUUAAUGAAGUUUCCAAACAUAUUGGCAAUAGCUAUUUAUGAAAAAGUUUGGACUGAUCAGUUUGAGAAUGCUUUCAAUAACAAUGACAAUGGAAAUCCUUUGAGUAUUCUUGAAGAGUGGAAAAAACUUUACUUCAAAAGUUGUCAACAGUUGGAAAUGUUGCAAGAUCAUAAGAAUUUAUCUGGAACGGAACAAGUUAAGAACUGUUUUUACAUGACUAUGAUUAUAGCCAAAAGAGAUUUAAUUGACAGUUUUCUCAAUCUAUCCCUGUCUUCAGAAAAGGACUUUAACUGGGAGAAAAUUAUGAAAUACUACUGGAGUGAAGAAAAUUACACAUUGGAGGUAAAGCAAGGUUUUUUUGAACUUGAUUAUGGUUAUGAAUUCAUGGGUGUUACUAAUCUCUCAAUAAAUAAUCUAGAGUCCGAGAGGAUUUGGUUUCUUAUAAAUGAAACUAUCAGAAACCACAAUAUUCCUUGUUUGUCUGGAGCUCCCAUGACAGGAAAAACAGCAAUUAUUGAAGAUCUAGGGAAAAAAUUGGGCAAAGGCUGGAAAGCAAUCUCAAGCAAUCAGAACUUUACUGUUGAAUCAUUAAUCAGAUUUAUGAGAGGUAUAUGUGAGAGUAAUUUAUGGGGGAUCAUAGACAAUGUCAAUCUUUUGAAAUUCUCUGUUAUGUCUGAGAUUUCUUCACACUUCCAAGCAAUUAAGACUGCACAGACUCUAUACCUCAGAGAGUUUGCCCUAAAUGGAAAACUAACUAAGAUGUCUCCAAGAGUUGCAUUCAUCUGUACAGAAAAUAAUCUAAGGGGGUCUUAUCAACUACAGCCACUGCCUCUUUCACUGCGAACUAUGUUCCGAAGAGUUUCAGUUGAAUUACCAAACAUGGAAAAACUUUUCAGCACAAUUAUGAGAAUAAAUGGUCUUAAAUAUCCAGUAACCAUGUCAAAGCACUUGAUCAGUGCCAGUAAUGUGGUAGGAAGUGUCUUAAAUCUCGGCACUGCAUGUCAGUUUAGUGCUUUCAAGAUAAUAACAGCAAAGUUAGUUGACAAACUAAAACAAAUGAUUGACAUAUCAGAAAACAAUAUGCUAUAUCUUAUCAUGCUAGAAUAUUACAAAAACCUUUUGACAGAGGAAAAGUUUGCUAUUGCAAGCAAUAUUCUACAAAAGCAUUUCAAGAUUGAAAAAGAAGUUUCUUUAAAAGUGUCAAAUGAUGGUAUUGAAAAUUUCAACAAAGUAUGUCAUGAUUUAACUGACUAUCAGAAAGAAACAGUGUUGAAACUUUUAGAUAUGCUUAAAUAUUCAAACUCUGUAAUUCUUCAUGGACCGGCAUUUACAGGAAAAACAAAAGUUGUUGAUGCCGUUGAGAAGCUUCUUUCCAAGAAAACUAGAAAGAUAUACUUCAAUCCAUCAUCUUAUGACACUGAAUACAUACUUGGCAGCAAAGAUAAUCCAGGAAUUAUUGCUAAAUUCUUUUCAGUUCAGUGUGAUAGUCUAUUAAUUCACCUGGAUGGGGCUUGCAAUGAACAAAUUGCUCUGCCAUUAUCAACAAUAUUGGACAAACAAGAAUAUUACAAUGGUAAUGGAAUUCAAUUCAUAUCCAAAGGAGACAUGAAGGUAUUAGUAGAGACAACAGAUAUCUCUGAAAUUUGUGAAUCUUUAAAAUCUAGAUCUUUAAUCCUUCAAAUAAAAGAGGAUGCUAAAAAUAUUUCUUGGGCUGUGAUCAACAAGAGAAUAAGUAUCCUGAAAAGUCUUUUAGAAGAUGAAACGGUGAUCAAAGAGCAAUGUUGUAAACUAUUAGAAAGCUUAAGAGUGGAAAUUGUCUCUUCCAUGGAUAGUUUUCUAAAUCGGUGCUUGCUAAAAAAACUCCAAGAAGCUCUUGAUAUUUUUGAGUGUCUAAUAAAAGCUCAGAAGACAUCAACUACAACUGAAAUUCUUAUUUAUGCUUUUCAGUUUGCAUUUACUUCAUGUGAAGCAAAGCAGCAAAAAAAUGAUGUCAUCAACUGUAUUAAAACUUGUGUUUUAAACAAUAAAAGCACAUUUGGAGAAGUUGGAAUUAGAGAAACAUUGCCUGAAGUGACAACACCAUCAGCAAACUUCUCUAAAUUUCUAAAUACUAUCAGGCACAUUUGCAAAAUUAUUUUGGCUAAUCAAAAGCCUAUUUUGAUCAUUGGGAAUAAGUUUGCUCACCAUGUUUAUGAAACUAUUUAUGAAGAAUAUGAAAACAAGGAUAAUUUGAUUAUCCCAAUUCAAUUUCAUACCCUAAGCAGUUCUAAAGCAGUAAGUGAUGCUGUUGAAAAACAUUUUCUUCGACGGGGACAAAACAUACUGGUUCCUAAAAACCAUCGUGAAAUCUUGGUUGCAGCGUCUGAUCUUCUAAAUCCAACGGAUAGGGCUUAUGGAAAACCUAUUGCUCUUCUAGGUGACAUUGCAGAAAUGAAGACUUUUGUUUUUGCAGAAGAUAUCUGCAGGAUCUCUGAUGUAAAUGUACUAUGCAAGGUAUCUCCGGUGUCUCUAAAAUUCAAAUUAUCAAGGUCUUUUAAUAAGUUUGUUUGCAUAUUUAUUGAAGAUAUCUUUGAAGAUAUAGUGGAUGUUUUCAAAGAAAAUCUGAUAUAUCUUCAUGGAGAAGAGCUCAAAUCAAAGAUUGAACAAGUAGCUUCAGUCUCUAUAACUCUAAUGUCUACAGCAGAAAAUCAUUUUUCAGUUUUGAGUAUGAAUCUAACAACUGAUAUUCUUGUAAAUGUUUUGCUGAAACUUCAGAAGCUCUCUUUACAUGAUGGGGAUAUUAUUACAGAGUAUGGACAUCUCUUAUCAGAAAGUCUUGUGUAUCCUGAAGUCAAUCAAGAGAAGAAGAGAGAUAUUAUACAAUGGCUUCAGUUAGGGUUUGAAAAAUGUUCAAUACCUUUUGAUGGUCAAUUUGACAUUCAUUUGAGUGACAAAUGCAUUGCUUAUGAUAUUGUGUGGACUGAAGAACAAAAAAAAAUAUUCCAUGAGAUAUCAAGGUUUCUGGAUAACAACAAAGAAAAUCUUAUUUCCCUGUUUGGUGAGCAUGGAUAUGGAGUAGCAGCAGUUUUGGAGUCUGCUUGCAAGACUGCAAAUUAUUCAUUUACAUAUUUGAGAAGAAUUGAAGAAAUGGCAAGCUUACUAGAGAUUUCUGAAAAACACAUUCUCAUUGUCAAAGAUUGUUAUGUAACAGAAGAUAGAAUAGAGGAUUGGUUAGAAUACCUUCCAAAGGUUUCAAGAAAAAAAAUAGCUUUUCUAAUUUCUACUAAAUCUACAUCUCUGAUUCCAUGGCAACAGUGGUUACUUUCCUAUACUCGUAUCCUUGGAAUUUCACAUUGGAGUAAACAUUCUUUAGGUUUAGCACUCCAAGAUAGUCCUCUUGAGAGUGCUAUUCAGAAGGUUUUAGUUGAAAUUCACUUGAAAAUGACUGAGUACAGUAGACAGCUUGAUGGUCAAUCCUUUCCUGUCUUUAUCACAUUGAAAGAUCUGUCAGACUUAAACAAUAGCAUUCAAAAGUUCUUUGAAGACACUAUUGAAAAUGCUAGAAGGCACAAUGACGAGUUAAAGGCAGUUUUAAAUUGGAUGAAAAAGCGGCAUGAUCAAGUAGCAUUAAACAUAUCAAAACUUGGGGAAAACGAAAAAACCAUAGAAAAGUUAAAAGAAUCUAUGAAAAGUUUGAAAAAGACAUUAAAAGGUCUUGAGGAUGAUAAAAAGAAACUGACCAAUGAUCUUGAAGAAGAAGUGAUUCUUAACCAGAGUCUUAAAGUUAACAAGGAAGUCCUUACACAGAAAUAUGAUUUGAUCAGAUCCCAGUCAUUUGAUGCAUUUGAAAAAGCUAAGGAAAGCAUCAAAGACAUUAGUUCCAACCAAAUAUUUCUUUAUUCAAAACCAAUGCUUGUUCAUGAAGAUAUAGAAAAAAUUGCUAACAUAAUAAUGAUUUUGUUCCGUAUUGACUUUGCAGGAUGGAAACCAUUUAAGGACAGAUUUUUAAGUCAAAACUGGCAAAAGGUAAUGGAAGAAUUUGAUCCUGAUUCUUGUAAGCACAAGCAAGAGUUUUUGAUCAACAAAAAGUUAGCAGAAAUCAAAACCUCAAAAGGAGAGUUGGUAAAGUUUUCUCCAAUUUCAGGCAUGUUUUGGAGCUAUGUUACAGGUGCGCUAAGUUCAUUCAAAACCAAGUUUGAAAGGGAUAAAUUAAGCCAAGAGAUUAAGAGAGUUCAAAUUUCAGUAGAUGAAUCUGAAAAACAUUUAGUAACUGUAAAAAAGUCUUUACGAAGGUUAGAAAAUGAAAUAGCUGAGAAAGAACUGGAUCUUCAGAAAUUGAAAGAAUCAUGCCUGGAAUUGGAAACAGCAACAGUGCUAGUAGAUCAAGGUUUAAAAAUUGAAAAUAAAUUUUUGGAAGAAAGCAAGUUCUUGAAAGAAGAAUAUGAAAAUGAAUUGCAAAAGACAAGCAUAAGUGACAAAGAAAUGCUGGCAAACAUGAUUAUGGAAAAAACGGUUAGUAUAUAUCUAGGCAGAUUUGAAUCUGAAAAGCGAUCACUUAUACUCCAGACUGUUAAAGACAUAGUUAAUGAGUUUAAUCCUCCUUCUGAAAAUCAAGAGCUGCUUUCCCCCUUGCAAGUAUUUUUACGCCCUUCUGAUUUUAACUUUUGCAAUCAAUUGAAGUCACUUACACAGAAAAGGGUAAUUUUUUGCUAUGAUCCAAAUGAUGUCAUAAAGCUCUUGAUAAAAAGUGAGAACAGUGUGCAGGUUAUGAAACUUAUUAGCAAAGAUGAUCUUCAUCAUCUUCUUUCAGGUGCCAAGCAAAACAAGAACGGAAUAAUUCUUGUUGAAGAUGUCUACUUUGAAAAUUCAAAGAAUAUGAAUAAGUUGCUCCAUCAAGAGCUAGACAGCUUAUUGAAUUUUGCAGAAUCCAACAAAGUUUUAGUGUUUUUGCUCACGAAGAUCCUAAAACCAGUUUUACCAUAUCAAGCUAUUUCAAAUUUAUAUUUUCUAAAUUGCUCUUUAAAUCCUAAUGAGGUAAUCUACUUCAUGAUUGAUGAAUUCAAUAAUCACUGUCAAAGGAAGAACAAGGAAACUUUAUUAGAACUACAAAACAGGAGAAAGGACAUUGAAAACAAAAUUGUGCAUGGAAAGCUUAUGUUUUAUGAACUAAUGAAUAAGCAGGAUAAAAUUGUGAAUGAGGAAAUAAUGAAAGUUAUUGAAGAUUUGAAGCAGUUUAUUGUUGAGAAUAGUGCAAUCAAUGAAGACAUAACUACUGUUGAACAGAAUAUAAACAAUACUGUGGAAGAGCUUCCAAGAGAUUCCACACCUGUUGUCAUUGGCCUGUUUAUGCUCAGUAAAUUCAAGCUGUGCCCUGUUCCAUCCUUUUACAUCUUUGUUCAUACUGCAAUUUAUAUUGAUGAUAAUAAUGGGGACGAUGAUGUUAUGUAUGAUAUCUUCAAAAAGUAUUCUUUGCAAAUACCAGAAAAGGGAAGAGUGCUGUUUGCAACUUUCAUGUCAAUAGGAUUGAUGAAAAUCAAUAAAGACAUAAAAGAGUCUGAUAUAUGUAUGUUGGUUGAUAUUCUUACAAAACUUGAUCAAAUGGAAAAUGAAAAUAAAUCAACUGAAACAUCUAGAGCACUGUUGCAACACUAUCAACUGGAGAAGUUUGUCCAGCUGGAGAAAAAUGAAUUAAAAAUACUAAUUGACAGGGAAACUGAAAUUAUGAAAGAGAAGUUUUAUUAUCUAAUGAUCAGCGUAAUUCUUGAACCUGCUAAAGUCAACUCAGCAAUGAUUCAUUUUGUGGACAAAACCAUUUCAGACACUUAUCUAAAGUCAGAAACUAUAUUUGUAUCUGAUGUUCAUCAAUACAGCUCUCCAUACAAUCCUAUUGUAUUUCUUCUUGAAUCCACCGUUCAAGAUCCUUGCGACAAUUUGACUAAACUGGCAGAUCUGCAAGGCAUUGCUAGCAGUAAAGUUAAGUACCUAGCACUAUCUAAAGAUAACAUAACCCUGGCUAUGGCCCUCUUGGAAACUGCUUUCAUUCGAGGACAAUGGCUGAUUUUUCAAAAUGUUGACUUGGUACCUUUCUUCUUGCCAAUUCUAGAGAAGCAGAUUAAUUCUAAGGACAAGGAUGAUGUUCAUGACGACUUCAGGGUUUGGAUGACAUGGUGUCAAAAAGACUUUCCAUCUUUCACACUUCUUCAGAAAUCAAUUAUACUCAACUGUGAACCCUACAGUGACAUUCGGUUCCACAAUACCAACUUCCACUACAAUGUUGCUCACAAAUCAAUUUCCAGUCUCAACUUUUGUCAAAGCGUGCUUUUUCUUACACUCUCCUAUCUUCAAAAAAUUUUCAUAUGCAGACAAAAGUUUUCUGCCCUGUCUUGGACUAAUGUUCCAAGCUUUCCUAACUACUUGGUUCAAAUGGCGCACACCUUUAUUGAAAGAUAUUUUCAAACCUCUGAGGACUCUCCAAAAACCAUUCAAUAUGAACAGCUCAGAUUUUGGAUUCAGGAAAUUCUGUACAAGAAUCACAUGAUCAACAAAGUGGACCAGAGUGUUAUCAGCAUGUAUCUUGAGGAGUACUUUGGCAACUUUCUCUUUGGACCUCACAACCCUUACAAGUGUGGGAAGAUGAUGAAAGAUGACGUGGAACAGAAAAUAAUGAAAACGAUUUCAGCGUUAGAGAAUUUUACAAGAAUUCCUUCACAAUCUCUCAUGCUUUGUCCUGCAGCAAACAAUAUACAGGAGAUGGUGAGGUCCAAAGAGAUGAUCAAGGUUAUAGCAAAAUACAGCAAUUCCGGGCUGGACACUUGGAAGGCAGGAGUACUUGAGAACCUAGAGACAGUUCUAGCUGUAGUUGAAAGAAUCAAAACCAUCAAGAGUAUUCCUGCAGAAGCUCCUCUUAGAUGGAAAGUUGUCAAGUUCCAAAUUGAUAAAUUAGGUGCUCUGGGAUGUGUGGUUGCAGAGGAUAUAAACAGGAUUAGGUUGACCCUUCUAGAGGGGUUCUGGCCUUCAUCUAAUAUAGUUCAGUAUAUACAAAAUAUCAGAGAUAAUAAAACACCGAGAGCUUGGAGAUAUUUCUUUUUGAACUGGGAGUAUAAACUGCAGGAUUGGAUUGGAAGAUUUGACGAUGUUGUCGAACAUCUAGAAAAACUUGAUACCCUUCAAGAACUUCAUGUUGUACCAUUGUCCAGAUUACCUGAUCCCAGGACAUUUCUCUAUUCUCUUCUCAUAGAAACAGGGAAAGAUGCUGAAAAGUUGACUCUUCAGCUUGAAAUAAUGGAGGAAGGGAAGGAGUUGGACCAAAUUUACCAGGGUUGCUAUGCUGAGAGAUUGUACCUGUAUGGUGGACGAAUAGAAAAUUGUGAGUUGGUUGGAGCUAAUAGCGGCCUCCAACUCUGGUUCCAGGUUAACAGGGUUAAACUCACCCCUAUGGAGAUAUCCAGAGCUGUUGGAGCCAGGGUGGUGAAAAUUCCUCUUCAUACAAGGCUGGUCCUGGAUAACCACGAGGAGGUGGAAGACGACCCUAUUCUGUAUAUAUUCAUGGCAGCUGAUCAGCAUCAAAGCUUCUGGACUCUCAAGAAAGCUAAAUUUUUUCUUGAACCGCCAAAAAUUUGAUUUUUAUAACAAGGUUUUCUCAUAAUAAAUUUGAUAUUUGUGCAAA
Molecule: messenger RNA, 12818 nt
Organism: Eurytemora carolleeae
Lineage: Eukaryota; Metazoa; Arthropoda; Copepoda; Calanoida; Temoridae
Product: dynein heavy chain 10, axonemal
Exons: 15
Coding region: 113-12772 (4219 amino acids)
Biological process (GO): microtubule-based movement
Cellular component (GO): dynein complex
Molecular function (GO): minus-end-directed microtubule motor activity; ATP binding
Source: RefSeq, a predicted model, not a curated record